Messenger RNA from Raphanus sativus (radish), 2168 nucleotides. RefSeq lists its product as uncharacterized. The transcript is spliced from 6 exons. NCBI's taxonomy places the organism in Eukaryota, Viridiplantae, Streptophyta, Magnoliopsida, Brassicales, Brassicaceae. Bases 629 to 1453 code for a protein of 274 amino acids. The record is from RefSeq and is a predicted model, not a curated record.
UCUAUAAAAAAGCCCUUAAACCAGGUGAGCUAAAAGUUCCACUGCUUUAUCCAUCAAACCUUUAUCACACAACCUGCAAAUAACUUCCUCUGUUCUUGAUCUCUUAACAAACAAGUUCCUGCUAAAUGCUUCCUCUAAUAAACCCUGAGCACAACCAACCUCGUCUACUUCAAUAAACGCACUAAUCAUAAAUUCAUAAUAUCAUACGUGUGGCAGUUCCGGUCAACCCCAUUCAGCAUAUAAACAUACCAAAUCGAAAACAUCAAAUCUUACGGAUAGUCUAUUUUUAACCACAACUGCAAAAAACGGUAUUAUUUGAAUAUUUGCAUGCCACUCCAAAGGCAUUCAUUUUACAGUUUAACUACUGUUAAACAAGAAAAAAAUAGUUGACAAAACUAUGUUAAUAUAUUUGUUUCAUAACUAUACUGAUCUUUAUGCCAAACACAAUUUAAUUACGUUUUGAAAGAAACGAUGCGUCAAUUGGAAGAUAAAAAAGGAUCUAAGUCCAAAGAGACUCUUAGAGUUCACUGUUAUUUGCUUGCAGGAAGAUCAGAAGACGAUACACCUUCUCUAUCCUCAUCUCAAAAUCUAUUUAGUGUAUACUUCUUUGGAUAUAUUUUGAUCAGGCAUGUCUUAUAUUCCUCCACAUAAGCGAAACUUGAAGGAUCCAGUUAAACCUUCCCCUUUUCCAUAUUCUCUUCUCACAAAAUUCGAAAAGAACAUCAAUGAACUCAAAAGUAGCAGUGCUAAAGGCAAUGGAAUUGUGUACUCAGAAAAAUAUUUUACCAAAUGGUUUCUUAUUGGUUCAAAUGGAAUUAUGGACGAGGUUCCUCCAUAUGUCAAGCUUGUGCCCUUAUCCUCUGAUUCUUCUGAACAUGGAGUAAAGGCUUUGGUAUUGAUGAACAAAGACUUUCACAAAGUGUGCAUGAGGACUGAAGAGAGCAAAGACAAAGAAGAAAGAACUAGGUGGCUCUUAGUAGCAGAGAAAGUCGCUGAGGACCUUAUGUUUGCAUAUGACCAAGCUAAUAAGUGUGUGGAGGAUCAUCAUCUUUCAGAUAAUGCCAAACUAAGAUUGGUUGCCAGGUUUGGAAAAAUGAUCUUUUAUGGGAGCAAAGCUGGUCCUGUGGUUGAUUAUUCCCUAAAGAACUCGAGAAGGAUAUUCUCUACAGAUGUACCAACCUCUUUCAUACAAAACAUCAAGUCUAAGGCUAUACCAAGCCAUGAGUUCUGUAUAGACGGAGAAAAGGAAAAAUACAUCGUGAAGAUUACUGGUCCCAGUGGAAUCAUCAAUUGUAAAUGUGUCGUGAAGGAAGAUAAACGUCUCAGUAUGUACAAGGCCGAGCUUCAUCCUGUAAGGCAUUCGACUAUUGAUAUCUCUUGCAUUGAUAAGAAUCUUGAUGUAAGGCUUAUGCUCGCCGGCAAAAGGACAAUAAGCACCCUCACGGUUAGUUAAUUUUGAUAUAUAUAUAGUAUCUGGAUUAUAGAUAUGCCUCUCUUGUACUUAGCUUAAGUUCCAUUUAUAUGACGUAUCCAAGGACUACUUGGUUCAGCAAUUGUUGAUCCGAAUGUGAAAGGUAGAUUAAGGUGGUCGCUUGGUAAAACUUCAUUCGAAGAUUGUUACAAAAUAUUUGAAGUUUGUCACGUUAGAGUUACUAUCCACAAAACAAGGACUCUUGUGCUUAAGGUCAGAGAGACCGAUAGAAUGAAUGAGAGGUAUGAAACAGGGGAAAUCGAGAAGGGGGUGACUCUUAUACUUAAAGAGAUUAACACUAAGCUACAGGAGCAGAAAAUUGAGAGGGGUUGUGUUUUGGAAAUGCUCCGAGAUGUUCUUGGAACUAUAUGGGACUUCUUAAGUUGCGAUGGCUCCGAGAUGCUCUUGGAACCAUAUGGGACUUAUUGAGUUGCUGCUAUGGCAGUCUUAUGUAGUAAAGAAUCAUUCUAGUGCUAUGUUGAGUUUCUGUUUUACGUUCUUUUGUGUUUUGUUACUUCAAAGUUCAUGAGAAUUUUUGUUUGAGGGUCAAAAUCUCUCUUACUUAAAGUAGAAUACAACACACCAGCUGGAUUCUUCUACAUUCUGUUAUGUUUUGUAUCCACGUCAGUCUCUCUAGGUUGGCCUGUCCUUGUCAUACUCUGAAGCUCACAUGUAUUUUAGUCUGGUCCAGCCUGGC